This is a messenger RNA of Acanthosepion pharaonis, 924 nucleotides long. The record is from the annotation of a GenBank genome assembly. NCBI's taxonomy places the organism in Eukaryota, Metazoa, Mollusca, Cephalopoda, Sepiida, Sepiidae.
AUGGCGGACGUCGAAGCGAACGUGGAAGAAAUGAUUGCCGAAGAAGAUUCCAAUCCCAUUGCAGGUCUUCAUAAAAUGAAGGUUGCAGAAUUGCGUAAAUUGUUAAAGGACCGUGGUUUGCCUUGCCUUGGGUCCAAACCUGCACUGCUGGCACGGUUGCAAAAAGCUCUGAGUCCUGGGGCAGCUGCUAGUGAGGAAGCAGAGGCAAUUGAAGAGGGAGCUGAGGAGGAAGAUGUCGAGGAAGAUGCAAGUGAUGCUGAAAAUGUUAUCGCAGAACAAGGAAUUAAAGCCCAAGAAGAGGUUGUUCCAGAGAAAACUGACGCUGUAUUAAAAAAAACUGCUCCACCAGAAAAUACUGAAAAUUCUCAAGAGCCGAAAGAGAAAGAAGACUUGACCAAUGUUGAUAGUCAACCAGUACCAGCCACAGAGAAAGUCACGCCUGUGGUUACUCCACCAACAUCAGAGACCCCCAGUAUUCAAUCUACAGACAAAUCAAAUGUUGUGUCAGCUAAACCAACCUUGACUUCAGAUGAGAAAUUGCGACAGAGAGCUGAAAGAUUUGGGAUCACGUCAGAUAAUGACAAAAAAGCAGCAAGGGCUGCCAGGUUUGGUACAGUGACCACAAACUUGAGUAACAAACCUUCAGCAAAAAUUGUGUCAACUCCAGUUACGGCUGAAGACAUUGAUCGGCUAAAAAAACGCGCACAAAGAUUUGGAACAGUUGUGUCAAGCACACUCUCAAAGUUGGAAGAUGAAGACAAACUUCGUAAAAGGAAACAAAGAUUUGGCCAAAUCACUGGCCCCACUUCAAAUCCCACCAGCACAACAACUACAACUACAACUACAACCACAACUGCUAACAAAAGCAUAGAGGAAAUCGAGGAAAAGAAGAGAAAACGAGCGGAAAGAUUCGGACUGUCCUGA